ACUAGCUAAGAAAAUACAAUUCAUUUUUGGUGGGCAAUGGAAAUAGAUAAAUUUAGUAAAUCAAGUUUUCGUCAAUUUCCCUUUGAUGAUGAUGAGCAAUACUUAUCAACUGAUAGCAUCGAUUUUGAUCAUCGACUAACAAAAGCCUUGUAUCCUCUCAUAUCCGACCAUGAUUUCCAAUCAUAUUACUCCGUUAUUUUCCCUUCUAUAUAUUCCCUUGUGUUGAUUCCUAAACAUACCCCACACUCACAAAAACCUCGGUUAGAGUAUGUAUCGAACACACAAACUCAAACCCAAGUCGGAAAAUUAUCCUUUCUCGAGAGCUUAGAUGUUCAAAUUGUUCAUUCUUGCAAUGGUAUGUUCCUCGUUAUGUCACAAUCAUCCCAAUCAUACUACAUAUGUAAUCCAAGAACUCGUCGCCUAGAGUUACUUCCUAGUUUAACUUCCAUUGCGGGCAAUUUUGCACUAAAUCUUGCUUAUGGCCCUUACACUUUACCUUAUUACAAGGUGAUUUGUGUCAAAAAACAAGAACACAAAAGUUCGAUUCACCAAAUAUCUAUAUACUCCUCUAAAACCCGAGAUUGGACCUCCCUAGGCAAACCUUUUGUUGCACAAGGGGAUAUAGAUUUUUCUCGUGGGGUGUUUAGCAAUGGGUCGAUGCAUUGGAUGAGACGUGCUAGAAAAGGGCUAUACUUGAAUUUGGAAGACGAAGUUCUAAGAGAAAUGCCGAACCCUCCCUUAGAGGAAGGGUAUCCCUUGGCUAGUUGCGAGUAUUUUGGGGAGUCGCAAGGCCAUAUUUUUUACCUUAUUGGCUCACCGCAAUUGUGCUUUCUAAAGCUUUUCGAGAUGAGGGAAGACUAUAUGGGAUGGUUUUUGAGAGUUGUGAUUGAUUUAAAGGCCUUGGCAGUGGAUUUUCCGAUCAUGGGUCGCAGGUCUAACAAUCCUCAUCCUAUUUUCCCGCGGUUUGAGUGUGAUGUGCUAUCUGUUAUUCGGGGUUUUGAUGACGAGGAUUUAGAAAUUUUGCUGUCAAUACCUGGUGAAGUGAUUACUUACAAUCAUGUGAAGAAAUCUGCUAGGAAGUUAUGUGAUUCAAGGAUAAAGGCGGAGGAUCGACAAGUGUGGUAUAGGGUUUAUGCUUCUUAUCGACUGUUUUAGUUGUGUUGGGUACGCUCAGUCAAUGCUGUCAACUGACAGCAUUCAACUUAUGUAUACAACCAUAUACCUUUAGAUACUAUUAGUAUAAGCUUUGUUAUGUUGGGAAGAUUUGUACAUGCAUAUUAUGGUCACAAGAUAUGGUUUUAGUUGUGUUGGAAGGACGGAUGUAUGUUCGGUCAAUGUUGUCAACUGAUAGUAUUCAUCUUAUGUGUACAAUCAUAUACCUUGAGAUACUAAUAUAUGUGUUGGGUAAAUUGGUGUAAGCUUUGUUAUGUAACAAUAUUAAUCCGGGUUGUAGAAAGAAAAAGUGAUUGCUAAGGUGCAGAAAGAAAAAGGAAUUGAAGAUUUGUGUGCUAAUAAUGUAUGUGUAUGUAUGUAUUUCACUAAAUUUUUUCAAUGGUUAUGGCUUGUUAAUAUCCUCUCUUCAAUAAGGAACCUACAUA
Messenger RNA from Amaranthus tricolor (Joseph's coat), 1598 nucleotides. Its product is annotated as F-box protein At5g07610-like. Bases 37 to 1155 code for a protein of 372 amino acids. The record is from RefSeq and is a predicted model, not a curated record. NCBI's taxonomy places the organism in Eukaryota, Viridiplantae, Streptophyta, Magnoliopsida, Caryophyllales, Amaranthaceae. The transcript has a single exon.